This is a messenger RNA of Mizuhopecten yessoensis (Yesso scallop), 3122 nucleotides long. RefSeq lists its product as uncharacterized. The transcript has 12 exons. Gene Ontology annotation, cellular component: cytoplasm. The record is from RefSeq and is a predicted model, not a curated record. The coding region runs from base 86 to 2542 and encodes 818 amino acids. Gene Ontology annotation, biological process: protein transport. Lineage: Eukaryota; Metazoa; Mollusca; Bivalvia; Pectinida; Pectinidae.
AAACUAUAGCGCUGACCCAGACCCAGAUAAACACAUAAAUAGUCUGAAACUCCGGUGACAGACAUUAAUCUGAGUUCAUCGAGCGAUGGGUAAGAUUGGCGAUAUAACUGUGACAAUAGAUGGCGGUAAGGAGGUGUAUCGCUCUGGGGAGGCGGUAAAGGGCGUGUGGCGAGUGCAUGUAAACGAGCGCGUGACAGUUAAUGAUAUCUCCAUUAGUCUGAAUGGCGAGUCAUAUGUCAAAUGGACAGAAACCAACAGCGAUGCCAGAGCACCUGACCUAAAAUUCAUUUCCCGGGAACAUUACACCAACCAGAAAAAAUAUGUCGUAUAUGACAAAACCACACUUGAAGCAGGAGUGUAUGAAUAUCCCUUCAACUAUCCUUUGCCAACGGACAAAAUGCCUUCGUCUUUUGAGGGAAAGAGAGGCUGUUCUCGGUACUGGCUGUUCCUGAAAAUUUCCCGACCUCUGCCAUGGCGAGAUGUGAUCAGCGAUAAAUGCAUUACUUUUAUUGAUGACGUGAAUAUAAAUAUGCAAUAUUAUUCUAAACCAGUCACAAGGAAGAAGUCAACACGUUUGUCCAAGUUGCUCGGUUUUGGAGAUGCAGGGGAAGUAACUCUCACAGCCAAGAUACCCAGGACUGGAUUUUGCGCUGGCGAGGCCAUACCUGUAACAGUGGUUGCUGUCAAUGCUUCAAGAAAAGAUUUAGGAAAGCUGAAGGUCUCCCUGGUACAGAGUGUGGAUUACAAUGCCAACGGAGACGCAAAAACAGAGAAAACCUUCAUCUGUACAAAAACUGGAUCAGACCCCAUUGGACAGGGACAGACAAGGAGCUGGAAGAAUGAGUUACUAUAUAUAGAUGCUGUCCCUCCAUCAACACGCAUGAGGGCGUCUUUCUGCCUGGUCGUCUCUUAUAUGAUCAAGGUAUAUAUUGAUAUUCCGCUCCUGAGUGGCGGGGAUCUUGUACUCUGGUUACCUAUCACAAUUGGAACUGUCCCCCAGGGAUACAAGAAAUCAAUACCAGCAACGGGAGCUACCGGAGCGGCCCCAAACAUCCCUGUGACUGACCUUUCUAAUGCCCUGACCUAUACCAGAUGUAACAGAGGUUGGGAGAAGUUCAUUCGGUCUACUAACAAUGCUAUACCAGAAUAUGUUAGUUAUACUCCAAUGUGUGUCUAUGUUCCUAACUACACAUACAGACCAAAGCCCUUGGUGGCCAGCCCACCCAAACAAGGAACCCCCAAGACUUCUGCAACUGGAAAGGUCAAAGCUACACAAGUAUCAACAGCAAGUUCAAAGUCUGCGACAUCGCCACCAUCCACAUCUGAGUCGUCAUCAGGUCAGGCAGUUACCACGGCAAAAUCCCAAACAUCAGUCUCUACCGCAGUUACAGCAAAAUCUACGGUCAGUGCCACACAAGUAUCAAAAAGCACAACUGGAGUCCAAACAUCAGUUCCUACCUCAGGUCAAACAAAAUCUACCGCCUCUGCCGUACAAACAUCAAGCAGUUCAGCUCAAGGCCAAACAUCAGUUCCUACCUCAGGUCAAACAAAAUCUGCCGCCUCUGCCGUACAAACAUCAAGCAGUCCAGCUCAAGGCCAAACAUCGAUUCCUACCUUUGGUCCAUCAAAGUCUACGGCAACUGUUGCACAGCCAUCAAACAGCCUUGCUGAAGGUCAAGGUCGGAAAGUGCCAUCAGCUCCACCAGUUUAUUGUUUUGAAGGUGAUGAUGAAGAUAUCAACAUGGGCGAUCUUGCAGCGUCUCUUCCUAGUUAUGAGGAGCUUUUUGGUCAGGGGGCUGCAGAGGCGAAAAUUGAAGUUGAAGACACAUCCACUGGAAAGGUGUUCAUGGUCAUCAAAUUCCAAGCAACUCGGCGACAAGAGUUCAUCGAUACCUUGAAAAAAUACAGUUCCGGAUUGGAAAAGUUUCAAGGUACUCUCUCAGCUUUACAGCACCAGGUUCAUUCAGCGUUUAGUGGUAAAUGGGCUAAAACAAGCCGUCUGGCUGUCCUCACAUUCGAAAGUGCAGAUAUGGCAAAGGACUGGUUCAAGUGUACUCCCGAAGUUUGUAUGGAGAAAUGGCUGGGAGGAUGCGACAUCUUGCUAGUUGAGGCAUCGGAACCUUUUCAAGAAGAUCACCAAGUUCUCACUUUAUCCAACCGUGUCCCCGCGGUGGAAGACACUGGCGAGAAUGAGGAUCUGGCACGGUACCGUUAUUUAAUGACGGAGUACAUGAAACCGUCAAGUGUGAGGCUUGGCGUGGCAUCCGUUGCAAAUACGAAGGUAAACAGCUGCCUGCGUGGCCAUUGGGACAUGAAUAUUGAUCAGUCUGUCAUAAUACACUCUUGGCCAACCAUGGACGUCGUGAAACAGUACAAGUCCAGUGUAGAUCCAGAGAUCUACCAGGAAGUUGCAGAGCUUAGGAAAAAGGUAUUUGAUACUGUGUUAUCCUUGAUGAUUAAGCUUGGUCCUCUGCCAAGUCUCACCAACAGCCAAGAGAAGGAGGCUGGCGAGGAGGAGGCUGGCAAGGAGGCGGCACCUUAGGGGUCAAGGAAGACCCUUAUAGUAGGGAGUUAGAAAGAUGAUUACAUGUAUAAGGAAAGGUGGAAUUAUAGGAUUGAAAAGGGGAAAAUUUAAAGGCCAGAGGUCGAAGGUUGUGAACUAUAGAGGCAUUAUUAGUACAGGGAAAGGUGUUGAAAUAUGAAAGCUAGGAAAGUGGGGCGAUAUGGAGGGUAAUAAAAGGGUUUUAACAGGGGCUUGGGGAGAUGGUGCAGCAUAGGGGCUUGUAAAGGGGAUAUCAUGGGGACAAAGAAAUGGGACAUUUAUGCAGGGCUUGAUGAGGAAAAGUAUAAAGAAAAGACAAACAGAGAUAACAGGCCCGUGGAAGGGGGCUGGGGGGUUUGGAAGUGGUAGGGGGAUACAUGUACUGUAACUGGUGCAAUUUAGUAUGGUGCUUUCCAAUUUGGUAGGGGAGAAAAGUAUUGACUUGACAGAUGUUGUGCAUUAUAGGAGAUGUGGUUUAGAGGUAGCAUGGUAUGGAAGAACUAGAAGAUUUCUGUUGAAGGGGCUGGAUAGGGGUCAUUUUAUUUGAUAAAGUCAAAAGAAGGGGAUGUUAAUGACAGUU